CAGACACACAACCGGUGGUUCGACUCUGUCGAACAAGCUAGUCUCGAAAGGGAGAAGAGGAAGAUAAACGGUAGCGAGAAAGAAGGAACAACCUCCACCUGUUGAACGCGGUUCUGUCCUCGGUCCGCCAUGUCGACGAAGGAGCCAAUCGUGGGUGUCCAUUAGCCGUGGACGAUGGUGGGAGAGAAGGAAGAUCCCUGGUUGGCCGAUCCUUGUUUCCCCGCGUCCCACGGGACUCCCGGCUACUUCACGGCUCUCCGAUUCCUCCCUGGCUCAUCCCAGAGCCCGACGUCACAGAGGUCCUGACGGAUCCUUGCCAGUACUCGUCACGGACGGUAUCAAUCACACUGCUUGCUGCGAUCGGUUCCGCGUCGGUUGCGUGCAUGACCUGUUGAUGAUUCGACAAUGAGCCCGUGUGCGGUUGAUUAAAGAAUGUAUCCUUGACGUGGAAAGUUUUCGGACACGCGGUAACGGGACGCAGGGUGUGUGAACCACCGGAUGGUUAACGAAGAAACACGGUACAGAAAGAAGAAGUGUUUGUGUCGGAAAUUGAGAACGAAGAAAAAUGAGCAUAGUGAAAGAAAAAAUUAUUCUAUCCAUGAUACAAUGUGAUAGAAAGAUUGUAUUAAAUAAUUAAGGUAGAAGUUGAUGGUUGUAAUUGAUUGAAAGGAUCGCGAGGACAGAACGGUCGAGAUGUCGUCGAAAACUCUUCAUAACGAACAUAUUAAGAGACCUAUGAACGCGUUCAUGGUUUGGUCACGAGGACAGCGACGGAAAAUGGCCCAGGAGAAUCCCAAGAUGCACAAUUCGGAGAUUUCGAAGAGGCUCGGAGCUGAAUGGAAGCUGCUCAGCGAGAGCGAGAAGCGGCCUUUCAUCGAUGAAGCUAAAAGACUUAGAGCCCUCCACAUGAAGGAGCAUCCCGACUACAAGUACCGUCCCCGCAGGAAGCCGAAAUCGUUGGUGAAGAAGGAAAACAAGUUUGGCUUCUCGAUAUCACCACUGAUGUCCUCAGGUGAAACCCUAGGCAAUAUAUCGAGAGGUCUGCUACCCCCUCUAGCGCCUCCGUCCCAUCACACCCUGAUGAGCCACGAGGACCUCAAGAUUCCACGAUUCUUCCCGCCCUUUCCUUAUCCUCUUUACCCCAUUCAGCAUAAACUCGGAGAGGAAUUCAAUGGCGGGAAAUUGGCGGCAGAUUUAGCCUUCCAAGCUCUCUACGGAGGCAGCACCUUCUAUUCCGGUCAUCAGACGAUGACCUGGCCGGGAUUAUCAACAGCCACCUGUCUGCAGCCGAACUGCGGUUGCCCCAGUCCCUCGAAAGACCCAAAAAGGCCUUACGUCCCUACUAAAUUAGAAGAGAGAUCCUUUCCUAGUCCAGGGAAACCAGAAGACGAUGGGUUCCCGUCAGAUCGUGAUUCCAGCAGGGAGGAAUCACGGUACAGAAAGCUGGAGGAUGAUGCGUUCUCGACAUCGGUGGACAGACAUCAGGAAGACAGAUCCCAGGAUCGUUUCUCUUCGUCUUCUUCUUCCUCGCCGAUUGAUCAGACGGAAAAAAUGUCCAAUACUGUCCCGACGACAACGCCGACCGCUAAAGUCGAGAGUCCAUUUUCCGUUCAAAAUUUAACGUCAUCCAGCUCGAAUUUAGGUGCUCAUCACGGUCAUGUCAUAUGAAGGCCGCUUCCGGUUCUCCCGGACCUAAACUUCCGGGGGAACCUGGUACCAGCCGGAUGGCCCAGCACCGAUUGGUGGAGGGUCCCACCGAUGCUGUCGCCGAUUCCUCAGGCAACCGUCACGAAUCUGAGCGCAACAGCGAAGGAGGAUGAGAUCCAGUUUCAAGUGGAUCAACAGAGGACCUCGAUGAUGGCUAGAUCGAGGAACGUUCACAUCGCCAAUGUACAGUGAUCCUUCGCGGAGAUCGAAAGGUAUUCUGUUGGAGAUCGCGUGUGAUUAGGUUCCACUCAUGUGACUCAAUUUAGACAGUGUAUAUGGUUAGAGUCUUUCAAACUCGAUGGAAGACUAUACCGAUCCUGCCACAGUCCACGGACUAGAUACCGGGCUGUUUGAAACUUGUUGCAUUUUGUGAUCAUUUCGACAGCCCAUCUUUGGCGCCAGUGUUUUUAUUGCAAUUGUAUGAUGUACAGGGUGGAUCAAAGUUAACGGUCCACCCUGUGGGUGUUGAGAUUUCGUGAGGCUCGAGAAUGUUUUUGAACGAAUCAUCGAAAUAGCUCGAUGGAACUGUUCUUUGGACGAAAAAGAGUCGACGUUUCGUUAUGCGGGGCCGACGUUGGAUAGGAAAGCCGAAUCGAUAACUCGCCACGGCCGAAAUCCCACAAAGAGAGAGAGACACGAAACGGUUCUUUCUGGCAAAGCUUGUGUGCAGGGACUCGCGGAAGAGUCCAAUUUUGAUGAGAUAACCAACCCUCUCGUGGCACAUAUUACCGUACACGCGAGCCAAAGCGGAACGGGAGAACAGAAAGAGCCGCUGGUUCAUGGGGUAGAGAAAGAAGGGGCGGGAGGGGGGAGAAAAAAGAAAAAAAGGCUCUUCUAGCAGAAAGGCAAAUCUCUUCUUUGGGACUCGGCCAUGCGAAAUAAGCCAAACGUUUCUGAAUGCUAACGUAGAUGCGACACAGCGGACCUGUACACACGUUAUACACCACCCCUCUCGCGAGAUGAUUUUAUUGCGUCGCGGUGGACAGCGUCGCGCAUCGAUACUGCAACCACUCGAUAUUUUUCAUUUCUUUCGGUUACGCUGUUGUAAUUGCUGUCAAAGGAAGAUUGUGACGGUGAGUGAGUUGAUAGAAAAAAUAUAUCUUUCAGGGAGUUCUGGUUGAAAUUUGAAAAAUUUGUGAUAUAGCGUAUCUACUUAAGUUUCUAUUAAGUUAUUUUUCUUAGAAAAAUGUAAAUAACAUGGAAAUUUUUGUUGUCUUUCUAUAAUGUUGUAAAUUUUACUACCUUUCUUACGGGGCUGUUUCAUUUUUUCAGAUUACCUUUUCUUUACAGAAAAAUUCUAAUCUUUAAUUUUAUACAAAAGCUAUCGAAUGAAAUGAAUAGAAAAAUUCGUCAUCGUUCGAAAUUUGUUACUACAGCCAGGAAUAAUAGAGCGAUCGAUUCGCUGAAAUUGUUUGCAGAUACGGUAUUCUGUUGCGAAUCGUUGAAUUCGUUACGAACAAGCAGCGACCAGCGGUUGUAGCUGAUUUUUCAACGUUUCCUAGGUAUAUUUUGAAAAUUUUACACGCUUGUUUUGAUCCCGGCUCGCGCCACCCCUGUCGCGCGUAUUUUUCGGCUGAAAAAUCGAAACGACACGCCAGAACGGAUGGUCAUUUCCGUGGACACGUUCCCUAUAGAAAAUGUAUACUGUAAAUGAUAACGAUCGUAGGAAAUCGGCGUAUCGCGUGGACCGGUUGCAGGAUUAUUAAGAAACAUUGAACUGUACUGUAACGCGUAUCUAAAGAAUAGAAACAUAUCCUUCCACGUAUUCAAAUAAAUUCCCCUCGUACCCUUUGUUUUCGAAACGGAGAAGAGGAGAACAGUAGCGAUCGUAUAAUCCGUUGGAUUUUUUAUUAACACUAGAAUAACCAACACCAAAUGUUAUUUACUUUUUAAUUACAAAUAAAUUGAAAAAAUAUGACUAAACGAAGAGUAAUUUAACGAAAGCACCUAAAUAGUCUCUGUAACUUAAAAUAAAAAACUUUUAGGUGGUUGGUUGUUCUAUUGUUGAAUUUCGAAACGUGGCUACGUUAAUCUCCUGAUGCGACACCCACGUAAUUAUUGUUAAUUAACUGCUGUAACAUAAC
Osmia lignaria (orchard mason bee) is the source of this 3791-nucleotide messenger RNA. RefSeq lists its product as uncharacterized. The record is from RefSeq and is a predicted model, not a curated record. Gene Ontology annotation, biological process: negative regulation of transcription by RNA polymerase II; brain development; positive regulation of transcription by RNA polymerase II. Lineage: Eukaryota; Metazoa; Arthropoda; Insecta; Hymenoptera; Megachilidae. Gene Ontology annotation, cellular component: nucleus. Gene Ontology annotation, molecular function: DNA-binding transcription activator activity, RNA polymerase II-specific; RNA polymerase II cis-regulatory region sequence-specific DNA binding.